Molecule: messenger RNA, 1460 nt
Organism: Rhincodon typus (whale shark)
Lineage: Eukaryota; Metazoa; Chordata; Chondrichthyes; Orectolobiformes; Rhincodontidae
Product: endoplasmic reticulum-Golgi intermediate compartment protein 2-like
Exons: 13
Coding region: 299-1333 (344 amino acids)
Biological process (GO): retrograde vesicle-mediated transport, Golgi to endoplasmic reticulum; endoplasmic reticulum to Golgi vesicle-mediated transport
Cellular component (GO): endoplasmic reticulum; membrane; COPII-coated ER to Golgi transport vesicle
Source: RefSeq, a predicted model, not a curated record
CACCCUCUGUAGUUCAGUUUAUUUUUCAUAUCUCCAUUCUAAUGUCAAGCUGUCACUGUAUUUCAUCAUUCUAAAUGACCAGAUCCCAUUCUUCCGGAUAUACAAGCGUGAAAUCUCUUAAAGUUUAGUCUGCAGCAUUUUAAGGAGUAAAGUUGGUGUGUGAAGUGCAAGUUUUUUCUGCUCGGCUGUCUUGCGUGUUUGGGGCAGCUUCCUGGAGCAAAGCAGUUACUGCGAUCUAGGGACUGGGGUUUAAACAGUAACUCAUUGACAGAAGCUUCAGAAGACGACUUGUCACAAGAUGAGAAGGCGAUUCAGCAGGAAGGUAUCCCCCAGUAUCAUCAAAGAGUUGGAUGCUUUCCCAAAAGUUCCCGAUGUGUGUGUCCAAACCUCCAUCAGCGGAGGCACAGUUUCAAUGCUCACCUUCACAUUAAUUGCCAUCCUAGCUAUUGGAGAAUUCUCUUUUUUCCAAGAGAGCUGGAUACAAUACAACUAUCAAGUUGACACAAAUAUUUCCAGCAAGCUCCAAGUAAAUCUCGAUAUCACAGUGGCCAUGCAAUGUGACUUUGUUGGAGCAGACAUGGUUGAUCAGACAGAAGCCAGGGUUGGUGAGUCUGGAGACCUUCAGUAUGAGCCAACCUGCUUUGAACUCACAGGAAAGGAGAAAGCCUGGCAGAGAACAAUACAAACUAUUCAACAACAGCUCAGUGAGGAACAUAAUUUGCUGGAAUUCCUCAUCAAGUCAUCAUUUAAUGGAACACCAAAGGGUCCAAGGAUUGUUGACUCCAGAGAUCCUCCAAAUGCCUGCAGGAUUCAUGGUUCACUGAAACUCAACAAAGUAGCAGGGAAUUUACACAUUAUGGCUGGGAAACCAUACCAAUUUUCAUUUGGCCAUGCCCAUGUACUUGCCUCAAAGGAUCCUAAAGUGUACAAUUUCUCUCAUCGAAUUGACCAUUUGUCGUUUGGAGCACUGAGCCCUGGAUUAAUCCAUCCACUAGAUGGCACUGAGAAAAUAACACAAUCAAAUAUGCACAUGUUUCAAUAUUUCCUCGUCGUGGUACCCACUGAAAUAAACACUUUCAAGUUCUCCACAAACACUCAUCAGUAUUCAGUCACGGAGCAGGGAAAAGAGCUAACAGGGAAAAGAAAGAGGCAUGAAAUACCAGGCAUUCUGCUGAAAUAUGACAUUAGCUCUCUUAAGAUCCUGAUAUCGGAAAAAGGAAUGCCCACCAGCCAGUUUCUCAUUCGCCUUUGCGGCAUAAUCGGUGGAAUUUUUACUACUGCAGGACUGUUACAUAACUUAUGUGGGUUCAUUAUUAAUCUUCUUUGCUGCUAAUGCAAGCUCAGAACAGAUUAAAGACCAGAAUGAAGUUCUGCUCCAACAAAAUGAUACCAGCAUGAAGCAUACAUCAGCAUAUGCCCAUCAUGUUUAGCAGCACAAUAAACCACUAAUUUUAAUGAAA